AUAUCAGCUUAUCAACAGACUGAAUUUCUACUGCCACCUUCACAUGAAGAAAGAGACCCUGCAAGGAAACUACACUGAAUAUGAGUAUGAGCUUCUAAAAAGGGGGAGAUCAUAAUACAGGGUACAGGAUAAAGAAUGGGAGAAAAACAGAAAAGACGACAAAAGCUUUGGAAUGUUCCACGGAUUCCUUGCAUUCGGGUCCCUUCCUCUGCCUACACCCACAACACUCCCUUAAUGAAGGACCUAACCCAAGGGCAGCAACGCUACUUUUAUAGCAUCAUGAGGAUUUACAAUUCCAGACCCCAGUGGGAGGCCCUGCAGAACCGCUAUAUUCACAGCCUUCAGCACCAGCAGCUGCUUGGCUACAUUACACAACAGGAAGCUUUGGCUUGUGCAACUGUACUUAGAGAUUCAACCAAGAGAGCCUCAGCUAAGGUAGCUCCUCAAAGAUCCAUCCCCCAGAAGCCUUCAGCCAUGACAAGAACAUGGCUGUCAGCACUACCUGUGUCUGUGGUUCGACCCAGGGCUCAAAGAGCAGGGCCUGGAUCCCUCAGGAAUUGAGACUUUGCACAAGCUCUGAAACAGGCACUUUGCCCAUGUACCCCAAAAUCUAGCAGGUGCUUAGUGUAUAUUUGUUGAAUGAGGAUGAAAAAAAAAAUAACUUCUAACACACACUCCAUACCUAGAAAUAAUCUCUUUCCCACUCGCAUAAAUUUUACCAGCAAGAACAAGUUGAGGGAUUUAAGAGCAAUUGGAGCUAAGUGUAAACACGCCUUUCACUCCACAUAUAAUCUGUAGAGAGAAAUGACUUUUGAAGCUUUCAAAGUAAAAGCUUCCUUUGAAUUAGAACCUCUCAGACAAGUCUCAAGAACACUGAAAGGGUGAAAGUCAUCAAAGGGUGCCAGGUUCCCAGUCACAGGGUGACUGUGGAAGCCACCCACUGUAGAUUUUGAAAAUACACAAACCAACACCAAGUUAACACUAAGCAUGCAGGGUUUCCAGAGGCAUAUCAUCUCAGCAGAAACUGGCCUGUGCAUUUCCAUGUCCUCCUUCCUCUCCUCUUUCCCAUUAAGCAAUAGCAUUUAACUUGGCCCCAAAUCUUCUGGUUCUUGCCUGACUCAAUCCCUUUGUGUCAUCUUGAAACUUGGACUUACCAACUUGCCACAGCUGGGUUCAUUCUACACGGCUAUAGAUGACCUUAACCCAGGCAAGAGAAUUCAUGCACACGUCUUCCCCUGGCAACUGAAGAUACACUCUCAGCAGAACAAGAAAUAGCCCUUAAAGAACUGGUCUCAACUCUAACCUUGCCAUGGCCUCAUUGGUUUUAAGCAAGCACAUAAGACUAGACAAAUAUGAGAAAGAAAAAGGGGGGAUAAUGAGUCAAAACCACAUAUACUGGUAUAGUGUGAUAUUAGUUAUAUUUAAUAGUUAUUUUCAUCACUAGUGAUUUUGUGUGUGUGGAAAGUUAGUCAUCAGUGCUCAUAAAAAUUCAAAAUUUUUUUCAUCUUUAUUCUAAAUGUUCAGCCCCCUUCCUUCAUUUAAAUCAGCCAAUGACUUUGUCAUGCCCAUAAAAGGAGUUGCCUGAGAUGGAAUUAUAGACUUACUUGACAAAGGAUGUGCUGACAUCGAUCUGGAAGGAAGAUGCUAUACCGUUACAAGAAAAAAAUAUACCCCAUUGAUGAUGAUGUUUAUCUUUUCUCUGCAAUCAUUCAUAAAGAAUAAAGUUUCUUGACCUCUGCA
This is a messenger RNA of Zalophus californianus (California sea lion), 1740 nucleotides long. RefSeq names its product family with sequence similarity 216 member B (gene FAM216B). Bases 136 to 561 code for a protein of 141 amino acids. The record is from RefSeq and is a predicted model, not a curated record. Lineage: Eukaryota; Metazoa; Chordata; Mammalia; Carnivora; Otariidae. The transcript is spliced from 4 exons.